Arabidopsis thaliana (thale cress) is the source of this 438-nucleotide messenger RNA. Its product is annotated as myosin heavy chain-like protein. NCBI's taxonomy places the organism in Eukaryota, Viridiplantae, Streptophyta, Magnoliopsida, Brassicales, Brassicaceae. The transcript has 2 exons. The record is from RefSeq and is marked reviewed. The coding region runs from base 1 to 438 and encodes 145 amino acids.
AUGGAAUUGAUUCAAGGGGCUAUCCUCUUCAUUCAAACUGAGAAGGCCAGAUCGGAGCUGGAGUCAGACAUUAAGGAGCACGAAAGUAACCUGCUUCUGUUGGACCAAACCCUUGAGGAAGAUUUCUCUGAGGAACAAGAAAGGUCCAAACUGGAGGCUGUUUUAGCUGAGAAAAGAGGCCACCUUGCUUCUCUUCCCACCUUGUCCUUUAACCCUCAACACUUCGAGGAUUUUUACAUCGAAUCACUGCCUUUGAGUGAAUCAGGCUUAGAUUGGGCUGUGAUCAUCCCGGAUGUUGAACAUGAAGCCGGAACUGAGCCGGGAAACUCUUCUAAGCUACUCUCUGCCAGUGAACCAACCAAAACUGAGUCAGCUGUUGUUGAACCAACCGAAGCCGAUCCGGCUAUCGUUGACCCCGAGAAGAUUACGGAUUCCUAG